Messenger RNA from Trichomycterus rosablanca, 3705 nucleotides. RefSeq names its product hemicentin-1-like. The record is from RefSeq and is a predicted model, not a curated record. Gene Ontology annotation, cellular component: plasma membrane. Bases 1 to 3705 code for a protein of 1234 amino acids. The transcript has 21 exons. NCBI's taxonomy places the organism in Eukaryota, Metazoa, Chordata, Actinopteri, Siluriformes, Trichomycteridae. Gene Ontology annotation, molecular function: transmembrane signaling receptor activity. Gene Ontology annotation, biological process: cell surface receptor signaling pathway.
AUGUCCUGGUACUUUUUGGAGUCCAUGAUGCCAUCAAAACCCAAACCAACUGUGAGAUUAGAACCUCAGAACUUCAUCUUCACUGGAGACACCGUUACUCUGACCUGUGAUCUGGAUCAGUCUACAGGAUGGACUUUCAUCUGGUACAGAAAUGAUCAGGAAGUAAAUCCUCAGAUCUCUGCAGAUAAAACCAACAAACUCAGUGAGAAACUUUCUAAUGCAGGAACAACAAAGUACAAAUGUAGAGCACAAAGAUUAAACUACUACAAUAACAACAAAUACAACUACGACUCAGACUACAGUGAUCAAGUUACUGUUACAGUUAAAGAGAGACCAAAAGCUGCUGUGAUCAUAAAUCCUGAUAAUCACGUGUUUGUAGGAGAGGUUGUUACUCUCACAUGUAACAUAGUGAAUGGAGGAGGUGUCCAGAACUGGAGGUACAGCUGGAAUAAAGGAGGUUCAGACCAAACUGUCAGUAAUGAUCAGCAGUACAGAAUCAGUGAUGUUACAGAGAAUCAUGCAGGUAAAUACACCUGUACAGGAACAGAGACAGGAGGCUCACGUUCCUCACACCCCAGUGAUGUUGUUCUACUGACUGUAUCAGCAAAACCCAAACCAACUGUGAGAUUAGAACCUCAGAACUUCAUCUACACUGGAGACACCGUUACUCUGACCUGUGAUCUGAAUCAGUCUACAGGAUGGACUUUCUUCUGGUACAAAAAUGAUCAGGAAGUAAAUCGUCAGAUCUCUGCAGAUAAAAUCACCACCAACAAACUCGAGAGACUAAAAAUCACUGUGGCCAUCUAUCUUGAUAAUCACGUGUUUAUAGGAGACUCUGUUAAUCUCACAUGUAACAUAGAGAAUGGAGGAGGUGUCCAGUACUGGAGGUACAGCUGGAAUAAAGAAGGUUCAGACCAAACUGUCAGUAAUGAUCAGCAGUACAGAAUCAGUGAUGUUACAGAGAAUCAUGCAGGUAAAUACACCUGUACAGGAACAGAGACAGGAGGCUCACGUUCCUCACACCCCAGUGAUGCUGUUCUACUGACUGUAUCAGAGAGACCAAAACCCACUGUGAUCAUAAAUCCUGAUAAUCACGUGUUUAUAGAUGAGAUUGUUACUCUCACAUGUAACAUAGAGAAUGGAGGAGGCGUCCAGAACUGGAGGUACAGCUGGAAUAAAGAAGGUUCAGACCAAACUGUCAGUAAUGAUCAGCAGUACAGAAUCAGUGAUGUUACAGAGAAUCAUGCAGGUAAAUACACCUGUACAGGAACAGAGACAGGAGGAUCACGUUCCUCACACCCCAGUUCUGUUCUACUGACUGUAUCAGAGAGACCAAAACCCACUGUGAUCAUAUAUCCUGGUAAUCACGUGUUUAGAGGAGAGAUUGUUACUCUCACAUGUAACAUAGAGAAUGGAGGACGUGUCCAGAACUGGAGGUACAGCUGGAAUAAAGAAGGUUCAGAACAAACUGUCAGUAAUAAACAGAAGUACAAAAUCAAUAGUGUUAUAGUAGCUGAUGCAGGUAAAUACACCUGUACAGGAACAGAGACAGGAGGCUCACGUUCCUCACACCCCAGUGAUGCUGUUCUACUGACUGUAUCAGAGAGACCAAAACCCACUGUUACCAUAAAUCCUGAUAAUCACGUGUUUGUAGGAGAGAUUGUUACUCUCACAUGUAACAUAGAGAAUGGAGGAGGUGUCCAGUACUGGAGGUACAGCUGGAAUAAAGAAGGUUCAGCCCAAACUGUCAGUAAUGGUCAGCAGUACAGAAUCAGUGAUGUUACAGAGAAUCAUGCAGGUAAAUACACCUGUACAGGAACAGAGACAGUAGGAUCACGUUCCUCACACCCCAGUGAUGCUGUUCUACUGACUGUAUCAGCAAAACCCAAACCAACUGUGAGAUUAGAACCUCAGAACUUCAUCUACACUGGAGACACCGUUACUCUGACCUGUGAUCUGUGGUCUACAGGAUGGACUUUCACCUGGUACAGAAAUAAUUGGGAAGUAAAUCCUCAGAUCUCUGCAGAUAAAACCAACAAACUCAGUGAGAAACUUUAUUAUACAGGAACAACAAAGUACAAAUGUAGAGCACAAAGAUUAAACUACUACUACAGCUACUUCAACUACAAAUACUACGACUCAGAGUUCAGUGAUCCAGUUACUGUUACAGUUGAAGGUUUACCAAAACCCACUGUAACCACAAAUCCUGAUAAUCACGUGUUUAUAGGAGAGACUGUUACUCUUACAUGUAACAUAGAGAAUGGAGGAGGUGUCCAGAACUGGAGGUACAGCUGGAAUAAAGAAGGUUCAGACCAAACUGUCAGUAAUGAUCAGCAGUACAUAAUCAGUGAUGUUACAGAGAAUCAUGCAGGUAAAUACACCUGUACAGGAAGAGAGACAGGAGGCUCACGUUCCUCACACCCCAGUGAUGUUGUUCUACUGACUGUAUCAGAAAAACUAAAACCUGAACUCACAUCUAACCAUAAAGUAGCUGCACUAGCAGGAAACUUAGUGCUUCUGUACUGUGAAGUGAACCCAACUGCUGGAUGGAACUUCUACUGGUACAAACACACACAGAACACUGAGACUGAGACUACAACACACCCCUCCUACACCAUCUACUCAGUUAGUGUCUCUGAUGGAGGCCAGUACUGGUGCAGAGCCGGAAGAGGAAACCCAGUCUAUUACACACAUUACAGCAAUGCACUCUGGGUAAAUGUUACUGGUGAAUCUUCUUCAGUUUCUCUGAUCAUCAGUCCCAGCAGAACUCAACACUUUACUGAUGAAUCUCUCUCACUGAGCUGUGUGGAUCAGAGUAAAUCUACUGAAUGGAGAGUGAGAAGAUACACUGACCAUCAGGGAGUGUUAGACUGUUCAUCAGUAUCAGGAUCAGCUAGAGAAUCUACAUGCAACAUCAGCUCCCUCAGCACAUCCCACACUGGAGUGUACUGGUGUGAAUCUGAAUCUGGAGGCAGUAAUCCUGUCAACAUCACAGUACAUGAUGGUGACGUGAUUCUGGAGAGUCCUGUUCAUCCUCUUACUGAAGGAGAAUCUCUUACUUUACACUGUCUGCAUCACAAAACUAAACCCUCAAACCUCCGAGCUGAUUUCUAUAAAGAUGGAUCAGUCGUGCAGAACCAGACCUCAGGAGAGAUGAUGAUCCAUCAAGUCUCAAAGUCAGAUGAAGGUUUCUACCACUGUAAAUACCCCGAGGGAGGAGACUCACCAAAGAGUUGGGUGAUCAUCAGAGGUGAUACAGACACCACUAUUAUAGGAGUUGCUGUAGGAUUAAGUUCAGCUUUGUUGCUGCUCGUGCUGAUAAUCUUACUUUGUCGCUACAAGAGGAACAAAGAUGAUUCUGCUGCUGUCAACUCCAGCAGUGCAGCACAUGAUCAGAAUGAUACUGCCCCUGAGCCCAGUGAUGUUACUUAUGCUGCAAUUGACCUGAAAACCAAGAAGAAACAAAAGAAAAACAAAGAUGCUGUCAGGGGAGCAAAGGAUGUCCUAUACUCUGAUAUUAAUCUGAAAGACCUGAAAACUCCCAUUAAAGGAAAGACAAGUGUGGUUGCUGACACCGUUUAUUCAGAACUGAAGCAAAACACAGACAAAGCUGGAUUCACUAUUUCAGGUGAUUCCUCUGAAGCCACUGAUUCGACAUAUGCACAGGUUAAUAAAAAGAGCAAGCAAGGUAAAACGGCUGAAUGA